AUGCCUCAUGCAACCACAACCGGCACCGGCCUCCAAGACCCGCAGACGAAGCACGAACCUGACUACCGGCCAUCCACGACCGAGAAGAUGAGUUCGGUCGCGGCCAGCAAUGGCUUGGAGAAGUUUCCCGACCUCGAUGUCCAGGAGCUCAACGCCCGCAUCCCAAGCCCCCAAGGCCCCAACGGCCAGCCUGGUGGACUCUCAUCGCAGCUUGCAGGUCAAUGGCAGCCCUGGAAGGACCCUCUCGCCGACGCUCCUCGGCGUGGGAAUUCGUUUGGACAGCCCAACCGCGCAUACGGCCACAGCAGACAGAAAAGCCUCGGCGAAGCUCUUCGCACAAUCCGGACUCGUUCCGGUAGCACCACCCAGAACGUCCAUGAGAUUGCCGAUGCUCUGAAGGCGCCGAUAUCACCAAAACUCGUGCUUCUUUGUGUUAUGUGGUACUCCUCGUCUGCCUUGACCAACACGUCGUCAAAGUCCAUCCUCAACGCCUUUGACAAGCCUGCCACCCUGACGCUCGUUCAGUUUGCCUUCGUGUCAUUCUAUUGCAUCCUGCUGGCCUGGCUGGCCACCGUUUUCCCCUCCCUAAAGCGCCUCCUCCCAGUCCUGAAAUACGGCAUCCGCUCCCCCACAGCCGAGGUCCUUCGGACUACCCUGCCCCUAGCUGCUUUCCAGAUUGGUGGCCACCUUCUCAGCUCAACAGCGACGUCCAAGAUUCCCGUUUCUCUUGUCCACACCAUCAAGGGCCUGUCUCCGCUCUUCACCGUGUUCGCUUACCGAUUGUUCUUCGAUAUCCGCUAUCCAACCACCACCUAUCUGUCCCUCAUUCCGUUGACCCUCGGUGUCAUGCUUGCGUGCUCCGGCAGUCAUUCUUUCAAUGGCGGUCAGUUUUUCGGCCUCUUAUACGCCCUAUUGGCCACCAUGAUCUUUGUCACCCAAAACAUCUUCUCAAAGCGACUCUUCAAUGAGGCCUCGCGCGCCGAAGUCGAAGGACAGGGCAUAAAGGGCCGCAAGCUGGACAAGCUGAACCUGCUUUGCUACUCUUCGGGGCUGGCUUUUAUGGCCACUGUGCCCAUCUGGCUCUGGUCCGACGGCUUCCACAUUUUGGGCGACUUUCUCCAUGACGGCUCCGUCGACCUGAGUGAGGGUCCCAACAGCUUCGAUCACGGACGGCUGCUGGUCGAGUUCAUUUUCAAUGGGACCUUUCACUUUGCGCAAAACAUGCUGGCGUUUAUUCUGCUCUCUCUCGUGUCGCCAGUCACUUACUCGGUGGCGAGUCUUAUCAAGCGCGUUUUUGUCAUUGCCAUUGCCAUCUUUUGGUUCCGGAGCCCGACGACCAAAAUUCAGGCUGUUGGUAUUGCCCUUACUUUCAUGGGAUUGUACUUCUACGACCGUACCAACGAAAACAAGGCAGACCGCCGAGCCCGGACCAUGACCGAGGUGAACGCCCAGAAUCUGCUGCCCCUCAACCUCAACGCCUCUUUGCCGCUUAACCAGAAUACGGCACACAUUUUUGAGAGCCCUUCGGCCUUGUCAGCCGCAUCAGGAACGGCCCAUCCUUACACAGUCGGAUACAGCGUUGCUACCAUCGAUGAUCCUAAAAAGUCCGACGAUGGCGGUCGGGGCCGGGCACACGGAAGCAGCAGUGCUACAUGGAUGCCUCCUGGGACACGCCAAGAAGACACUUGGCGUACGGGCGACAAAUAUCAGGUCCCGGUCUUAUAA
This is a messenger RNA of Grosmannia clavigera kw1407, 1725 nucleotides long. Its product is annotated as er to golgi transport protein. Gene Ontology annotation, cellular component: endoplasmic reticulum; Golgi apparatus. Gene Ontology annotation, molecular function: phosphoenolpyruvate transmembrane transporter activity; antiporter activity. The transcript is spliced from 2 exons. Gene Ontology annotation, biological process: phosphoenolpyruvate transmembrane import into Golgi lumen. NCBI's taxonomy places the organism in Eukaryota, Fungi, Ascomycota, Sordariomycetes, Ophiostomatales, Ophiostomataceae. The record is from RefSeq and is a predicted model, not a curated record. The coding region runs from base 1 to 1725 and encodes 574 amino acids.